Molecule: messenger RNA, 16058 nt
Organism: Pocillopora meandrina
Lineage: Eukaryota; Metazoa; Cnidaria; Anthozoa; Scleractinia; Pocilloporidae
Source: the annotation of a GenBank genome assembly
AUGUAUGAUUACGCACCUCACUUAAAAUUGUUCCUUUUUGUAGUGACCACAGCAAAUGGCAUGGUUCAAAAAAACCUUGCUAUCCUUCAGAAUACAACUAAGCCAAUACCCGCCAGUGUAUUCUCCUACAGAUUUGCUUCUCCGACAAGCAACCAGACUCCUUACUAUGUGUCGUCAGAUAUAGUGCUGAGGUAGGGAAUACCAAUUGUAACAAGAAUUUAUUUGUUAUACAUUUAGUACCAUACUAAAGCCUUUGUGGAGUGACGUGAAGGAAAAGAUACUUCUAAUGAACCUAGUGGCCCAAUUCUACUAGCUUUUUUUCAUUUUCCUAUGGUAUGAAGGGACUAGUAGUACUGUAAAUCUUCCUGGAAGAAAAGCCUGUGUAGUGUGGGUUACGUUCCCUGCAAUCUAUCAAGUUUCCUAGUUAGCUGUUAUCAGUACCAGUUUACACUCCUGGGCCCAAUCAUUCAAAGGGAAGAUAACGUUAUUCAGUGGACAAUCAAUAACAAAAUGCACUGCACUAUCUGUUGGAUAGAAAUUUAUCCAGUGCACAGUGUUAUUCGUCCUUAGAACAACUGUGUCGUGGUACAGUAAGUUUAAAGUUUAUUGACCAAGACUACAACAGAGUGCCACAGAUAGGCCUUAAACCUGGCCUUCUCAACUAGGGGUCUAAAUUUGAUUGUAAAGUAUGAUCUUUCUGUUGAGGGUAUUAAUGAGAAGAACUGUUUAACAAUCCUGGCAGAGGUCUUCAUCAGAGUCUAAUGAAGACUUUUUGUCAGUGCAGUGUGAUAUUUCUGGUUUGUAUGUUCUGAUUGGUCAGUGUUGCUGUGGUGCUAUUGGCUGUGAAACCAAAGUGGUGCAAGACAGUCUAAUCAUUACCAAAAACUGUCCAUCUCAUUUCUAGCAGUACCUUCACUGAGGGGAUUAGACUACACAAUCAAAUUUUACCCUUGGGUUAAAACUAUCUACUGCAUGUAGCUUAGAACCAACUUGGAGUUAUAUUUUAAGGUGCUAUAUUCAUUUUAAACCAGCUAUUUUGAAAUAACAGACUGAUUUUUCUUAAGUGAUGAAGAAACACCCUAUGAAGUUUAGUUUUUUUCGUUCCCAAACAUGUCGUUUUGAGUUAAAAAUCUUACUGAUUGUCUUUAAUUUGAAUCAUUUUAUAAAGUGGGGGCAUCGCCCAGCAGACCAGGAGAAGGAUUGUGCACAAUGAAGGUAAAAUUAAGUUUCACUUUACAGGAAGAAUUGCACUGUAGACAUAUUAGCUCCUCUUUCCAAUUCAUUUUUUAACAUAUUUUAUUAGUAAGUCUAACACAUAAAAAUGUUAUACAUGGACUCACAAGAAAUUUUGUAAUGAGAAAUUCAAGCUCUAGAAUACUCCUUUCUGCAUCAAUUCAAGACAUUCAAGUGAACUUCUUUAAGUGCCACAUGACAGGGCUCGAAGUUAACUUUUUGGUCGACUAGCAAAGUUUUGCUGGUAAGAUUUUUUUCCACUAGCAAACUGGUGAGACCACUAGCAAAUUAUUUCCUUUUGAAAUGUCAAUGACCAUAUCUGAUAAAAAGAUUAGAAUUGAUAUUUUGCACAGGCUAUUAAUGAGCUGAAAAGUUUUAUAAAAAAAGUGGUAAAUGUUUGGUCUCCUUUGUCGUUGUCCUGACAACCACCACCUCUCUACUGCAUGUUUGGGAGACAUGGAUGAUUCUAACUAACAAACGUUUGCUAGUGGAAAUUUUUCUCACUCGCAGAUUAACAAAAUCACUCGCAUUUUGCCAGUUUGCAAGCUUUAAUUUCAAGCCCUGCAUGAGUUUUCCUUUCACUAUGAAAGAACCAUUUUUGCUGUGCUCUGCCAACUUCUUCUUAUAAUGUUCAUGCAUUAUCCAGCAUAGGUAAUGAGAAUACUAAAAAAAUGAGUUAGAAGUUGUUAUCUUGAUCUAACACCAAAUUCUUGUUAUUAAUUUACAAGGAAAUGUUCAAAAGCUAAUAGGGAAUUAACAAUCAGAUCUUUGGAGUAAAAAGGGUCAAGUUCUGUACAUAAAUGAACUUAGUUGGUACAUUGCUUCUGGUUUAUUUUCAGUGGAACGAAGGCGGAAAGGCAAAAUAAAUAACUGGAUACUGAGGCUUGCAAGUGUUGUACCACAGUGCAGCUGGGGAAAGCAGGUAUAAAAAAAACCAAAUGAACUGAAUUUGAGGAGGUCUCCAACUCAAGCAUGUCAAACAGAUUUCUGAAAGAAAAUUACAGGCUGCAGGGGUUUUUUAAGGGCUGGGCUACAGGCAAAUUGACCAGCUGUGAAGAUGACUUUUCCCAGCAACGUGAGCUUUCAAAAUCUUUCUGAAGAAUUUAAUUUCUACAUUUUUCUUUUCUAAGAAAGUGACUACCUAGGGGGAGUAAGCAUCUUUGAGCUUUCUGUACAACAUGUGUGGGUGCAAAUCCAAAUGCCUGCCCUGCUCCCAACCGCAAUGAAAUCCUUGAAUCUUCAAGAACUUUACCUGUUCCCUGCCACCAUGUCCUUCAUUGAGCCCAAUUAAUGCCACACUUAUCUAAUUUAAACAAAGCUCAUUGCCGCCGUGUUAUUUGGAAUGAUCCAUAUCAUUUCUUUGAGGGCAGAAAAUGCUUGCAUCUUCACUUUGUAUUGAUUACUUUAAAUAAAUUAGCCUUCUUUUUUCCAGAGCAAAAACAUUGUGCUCGAAAAGACAGUUGACUACAUCAACGAUGUCAAAACCCAACUGAAGGAGUUAAAUGAUUUGCAACAAAGAGAACAGAAACUUGGUAAGAAAGUUUCAAUCUUCCCCUUUUUGGGAACUUUUGUGAUAUUACUCUGAACCAUUUUAUCAGGACUUUCUGAUAGGUUCCUUAACGUGGGAAAAAACAUUCCAAACCUCUUUUCCUUCAUACGUGUAUUUCAUAUUCAGUUUGUUUGCUUUCGAUUGAGUGUUGAAAAUCAAAACCUGAAGAUAUCAAAAUGGCCAAUCAGAACAUAAGAAAUACUGCAAGGAGCCAAUCAGAAUGAAAGUUAAAACGAGCACCUUGCUUGAAGCGCGGGAAAACGCGAAAGACCAAGUUGCAACUGUUUCGCUACUGAUUGGUCAAGAGGUUGGUGUGUGUUUUCUAGACCAAUCACAGAAAAACAUAAUGCAAAACCAAUGCAAUGCGUAACAUUUUGGACACUUAAUUGACAAUUUCUUCAUAUUUAUUUUCUGAAAAUAUUCCUUGUGAGAUGUAUGGUAUGUAGAAGAUGUGAUAGCUUUGUGAUUAGCGUGCUGCACUCCGGGGGCAAGCCCCUGGCCAGGUUUUUGUGUUGUGAUUUUGGGCAAGGCACUCUACUCCUGCAGUGCUUCUCUCCAUAUUGGAGUAGUAAUGGGUUCGAGCGAACUGCAAGGGAUUCCUGACAAAAUGCGAAGGAAGGGGGGUGGGGGUGGGUAACCUGCGAUUUCCUUGCACUCCAUCAAGGAAGAGUGGCUGCGCAAUUUCGAGUCGCUUCUUGGUACAGUUUUGGUUCUACGCAUGUCUACUCCUUACAAGAGGAGAGAAAGAGUCCUUUGUACUUACAUGAUGUUUUCUGCUCCUUUUAAUGAAAUUCAGCUCAAGAAAAUGAACUCCUAAAAACCAGACUUGGAACGGUGACCAAGGAAAACAAACAGCUACGAGAUUUGUUAAAGAAAAAUGAUAUAGUGCUUCCUGGAAAUUUUCCAUCAACACCAAACGCCCUAUCAGCGUCAGAAGCGGUCACAUCAGGUACAGCUGAUACCCCUGUGACUGUGUCCGCAGAGGCGCCAAACAUAGCAGAACUGUCCACCAUGGCUGCAUCCAAUCCAUUACAUGUAUCAGCUCAGACAGUGACUAACUAUGUAGUUCCUUCUGUUUCCACGACUACAGCAGCUGUCAUGAACCAGCUUCCAAUAACCUCAAUUGCUAUUUCAUGUCCGGCGAGAGAGCAAUCGAGGAGAGAAUCGGUGGCGUGUUUAGUGCCGUUUACCAUGACAACGAACCCAAUAUCUUUAACAACAACAACAACGUCUGUCGUUUCCCCAAUUUUGUCAACCUCUGUGGUACAAGCCUCAGCGAUGUCUGUAAAUGCGCAGAUCAGUGGACACAACCAUUAUCAGCCGCUGUUAGGCCAAGUUACAACAACAAGUGUUUGCCAGCACAGUCCAAGCAUUCCCACUCAACCUGCGCUGAACCACGUACAAGGAAAUCUAAGUAGUUUACCGAAUCCAAAUCCCAUUUCAAAUGCCCCAGUUACGCAAUUUACCACUAACUUAGGUUAUCCUUUAACUCAGCAAGCUUUGCAAACUGUAAGCACUUCCUCACAAGUUUUUCAACCCCAAGCAGGAUACUCCCAGCACAGUGUAGCUGCCAUUAUGAAAGUUGCCCUUCAGCCGGGGACAUCCGUAUCUCCCAUUAGUGUGGUGAACGCCGUUCCUCUCGUUGCUACAUCCUCAGGACACAACACCAGUGCCAUCUUAAAUCUUCCUCCCGCUGUGAUCAACUCAACCACUGCCGUUCCAAGCGCGAUUGUGGUGCCUUCGUCGGUACCCAUGACUCUUCCAGUGUCCAACAACCUCGCGACUGCGCACUCUGGAGUCGUCAAUACUGUUGAGUCACAGACAAGCAGCUUACCAACAAUUUAUGUCACUGCUGCUCCGCGCCAGACUGCAGCUGUCGCUAAGGUGAACAGUAAAGGAAAUUCGUCACGGCUUAAAACGUCAAAUGAUACAAGUAAGGGGCAAACAGGAAAUAAGACAAAAAAAUCAGGGCCUGCGAACAAGAAUCCCAAAAAAUCUACCUCUUCAAGUCGAACUCAAAACGCAAAGAGAAAUUCUCAAAUCAAAGCCCCGUCUAAUGGCGGCAAAACUGGUUCGUUUACAAAUAAACGUGCAACUGAACAUUUGACUGAUUCAAGUGAGGCUCCCGUAGCAAAGAGAAACAACGCUUGUGGCUCUCAAGAGUCUCAGGGAAAUAUAAGUAUUUGUCAACCCCAGCAAGAAAUUAUGACAAUACACACUUUCAACGUGAAUGCUUUAAUACCAGGAAUAGCGUCUCAAGCGUCUGUCCCGACUAGCACUAUUGCUACAGUUGUUCCUAAUAGGACAGACUGCGGUGGAAUCGGUAAAACUACUAAUCAGGUCUCUAGUUUGGGAAUGAGUCAGAGUGUUCAGGUACCUCGUUUGUCGCACAGUAUUGCCUCUUUAGCAGGGUUACCCAGGAGCAUGGGGCUUUCACAAACCUCUUCAGACCUUCAACAGCAUCAACACGUUCCCCAGCUUGGGUCUGCUGGCAGCCUAAGCUUCUCAGCCGAGUCGCUACUUGCUUCAAGUGAAGUCGUCUUGCCAAACAUUCCUCACAUAACAACCACUUCUGUCAAUUCUGAAAAUAACCCUAGCCAUCCUAGUGGUUUAAACAUGGCAAUGUCAUCAUCGAUGCACAGCACACCCAGUGAUCAAAACCACACCCAAGGGUUUUCAAAUUACUCUGCAGAGACGCUUAUUGGCGGGAAUGACCUGAUGAGUGACUCGGUCAUGUCACAGGAAUCUCAACUUCAUACUCGACCGUCCAGGACAACCUAUUCAGACUUCUCCGCCGAAUCUUUGAUUGGCUCCAGCGAUUUAAACUCGGGGCUGUCUUACGCAAUAGACAAUCUCAUUUCUUCACGCUCGGAUGCGAAUUACAACAGCACCGCUAUGGUGUCUGUGAACCCAAACUUGCUUCAUUCUGUGAAGGCAAAUGUCGGCCAAGAAACCGGUGCGAAUCAUUUACGAACGAUGGCGAACAUCGCGGAUCUUGGCGAACAGAAAACAACAUUGUGUAGUAGUCAACCAACGGUAAUGUACAACAAUCCGUUGCCAAACAGCACAUACGGAAUAGCAGCGACAAAUUCCUCACCUCAGUUUACGUAUGUACAUAAUAGCUCUCAGAGAAGAUCUACAGACAGCGUAACGCCACAACAUCAAACUGUUAAUGUGACAAACAAUGUCUCCGUCGCGCCAUCCACUAGUUUUUUAAAACAUUCCGUGGACAGUAUCACAUCUUCAUUAUAUGCGGUUAGUAACGCGGGCUCAAGUUUCUCCGUGGGGUCAAAUACGGUUUCUGGAAACUCGUUUCCAGGAUCCGGCUCGUUCGGAGUGGAGUCUCUCACAGGAAACCAGCUUUCUUUUGGUUCGUUGCCAAACCCUUUUUCACCGACAAGACCUUUUUUCAAUCAUAGCUCUACUAUGGGAAGUUUCGUGUGACUUAUUGUGUUCUUCGAAUUUUCUUCUCAAAGGCGGACCAUGUCCUAUGGGCUCGUACUGCAUUACCAUGUGACAUGACAACUCAAUCACGCGUCACAUAUAACUCAAGAGUUGUGUGACAAAUCACGUCCUCGCAUUUGAGUUGUCACGCUGUAGCUACAGAGCUUUGCAUAACAUGAAAGCCUUGCGUUUCAGAAGCAAGAUAACAACGUUUUCGUUAAGGUGACCUUUGAAUUUCUUGGCCAUAAAUGAGUUUUUCUCCGCUCAUAAAGUAUUUAUUUACUGAAUUUAUGAAAGAAUCCUAAUUGUUUGCUAGAAAUUUCUGCUUAAACAACCAGUCACUGCCUCACUUAUUUUGCGUAGCGAAUUACAGUAACAGGGAUCUUUUUUUUUCAAGUUUGUGAUCAACUAUUCAAAUUAUUUCUUGAAGGAGUGGUAUCUUUUUUAUACAGGGGUACUAUCGUUGAUUUAAUUUCUCAAAAGAACACACAGUACGGGAUUGAUUAAGGUAGGAUACAUAGAUUUGGUUUAGCUGAAUCUGUGAAUCCUGAAACUUUUAUCCAUCAAAUCUAAACGACGGAGCUUUCUAUUAUAAAUGUCCUAAGCUUCGGAUAAAAAUGCAGAAAAGAUUUGCCGGGAUCUUUUUGUCGUUACUUUUUCCUAAAGAAUGUAAUUAUCGUGUUUUUAGAGCAUUAGGAUGAUAUAUAUCGGAAAUAUCAUUCUUUGGUUUAGUUGACUAAAAUAUUAAGACCAGUUUUCGUGUAAAGCGAAAGGGCAUUUUUUAACCAGCAAAUUUCACAUUAUUUAACUAUAGAGUAAACGAACGGAUUUAGUUCUCUAUGAAAUACCUCAUAUUAAUAUAUUUUUAAAGAAUGCUUUUCGAUUGAAUGUCACUAAAACGAAACCAAAGGAAUCUCAACAACCAAUCAAAGUAAGGAAAAUAUCACGAAUAGCCAAUGAGAGCUUGGGGUAAAAACAAGCAAACUGCUCGAAGCGCGGGAAAAUGCGAGUGACCAAGUCGCGAUUGGGUUCAGUUUUGAAUCUGAUUUGUUGGGAAAGCGGUACCAGUAUUUUUAGACCAAUCACAUCAUGAAAUAAAGCAGAGACAAAAAAGCCCGGAUUACUUUCGACAUCCAAUUGAAAAUUGCUCUAAUGCUAUUUCUGUGUAGAAGGUGAUGUGGAUUUGUAAAUAGUGUUGAUUCUACUCGAUGCUUGAUCAGUUAAAUAUUUUCAGAGCUUUAAGCUUGUAGAUUUUAAGUAACUCUAUGCACUUGUUAAAAUUGAAGUGGGUGAGCUGGUUAAAAUUAUUGUAGAUAUAAAUUAUUCUGGUGCUACAAGUCUCAGACGGAUGAUUAAAACGCAUAUUUUGUGAAAUAACAUCGUGCCUCUCAAUCUUUGAUUUCAAAGGGAAGAUGGUGUUUGGUUAAGUAAUGAUGAUUGUAGUGGAUGAGCUAAACGGGAAAAAAUGGGCCCGGGGGACUUCAUAACCGAGAGCAAAUAUUUUCCCGUCCGACCCGAUCUUAAUCAGUCUAUAGGCGUUUUAUAAUAUGGUUUUUGCUCUUUCUCGUUCUUCUUUUCUUAGUUCAGCUCACAUCUCGCAAGGCCGCACGCCAAAUUAUCGUACUUUAUUGACAAGGAGACGUGUAACAGCGAGAGAGGAGAAAAAACAAUCAGAUUGCGCGCGGCUGUAUCACAUUCAUUUGGCUCGUUCGGAUACAUUUUAAAAAUGCAACUUUAUUAUUACGGUUGGACUUUCCGUCAACAACGAUUCGCAUGAAUUGGCCCCUCGGAAACAGGACUACCCGCUUUUAAAGUAGUUAGAGCUACAAACGCCGAAUUGGCGUUUCAUCUUGGACGGAAAACAUUUCGUACUUUUUUUACGUUUCGGUGGUAUGAUUAGACAUGGCCUACAUUGUACAUGCCUUUGGGCCAAGAGAAUAUAAGUUUAUAUUCUCUUGCCUUGGGUGCCUUCAAAUGAUUCUGCCAUCGGUCUUUCCUGAGUUAUGAACGGAAAUCAUUGAUUCGUUUUCUGGUGUGGAAGGAAACUGUUUUGUUUCAAAAGGGAGAGCGCUCUCCAAAGUUCCCUGACACAGACUGGAGUUAAGCUAGUGUGAGCUUUAUUUAACACUGUUAACACUGAACAAAUGAACGUAACUGCCGGGAUACAAUAUCAUUUCACCACUAAUUGUUCUUUGUUUAGAAGAAAAGAAUCUAGCGUUGCUACGUUUAUCAAAACAACAACAAAGAAGACCUGUCUUUUCAUCCAAGACAAGUGUAUCUGAGAAUGAUUAAAGGCGCUGACUCAUGGUAGAUUGACGCAAGUUUAAGAAUGUCGGUAUAAUAUAGGUACCAAAUUGUUUGGUUAGUUUCCCGUAGUUUCACAUUUGAAAGCAAUUACCGUGAAGUCAACAUACUGGUAAGUACGAAUACGAAAAUGCUUUUGUAAGUCUUGCUUGACUUAUGAACCAUUCACACCAAAGCUUAAACAUGUUUAAAGCUGUUUUGUUAAACACGGUGUAAAAUUAUUUUCUUUCAUAGAAGCUGCUUAAACCAAUGUUUGUCGACCUGAAAUUUAGCAUAUUUAAAAUACAAGUCAGUGAUUAUAUGAAUUCUAAGAAAAACUCAGCUUUUCAGUUCUCAGUGUCUGAUUUUCAUCUAGAUACACCUGGUUUAACUGAACAUAUUUUUUACUGGUUUGAAUGGGGUAUUACUUUGCCAUGAAGGCGAAUUUUAGUGAUAUUAUGCCGGUGAGUAAAGUUCUUACAGCAAGGCCUGACUGCUAUUUGGUAAACUUUUGUCUCGAGUCCUUCUGGCCUCUGCCUUUUUGUACCAACAUCGUAAAAGUCAUUUUAAGACCACUUGUACGAAGCCUUUUCCGUCACACGUCCUAUGAUGUCCCUCAACAUCAAAUACAAGAGUUGUUGUAAUACUACCAUAUUGUGGUGUAUUGAACUUAAACAAUCUUUUCGAUGCUGCCGUUUGACAGGAGGUCGCGAAACUGUUCCGAGCUUCAUAAGUAGUGUUCAUUCCUUAUAACUCAUCUUCUUUGGCUGGUGAAGUCUUUUUAAAGAUUUCAGUCCAGUCCAAGUUUCUGAGGAAAACGGAUUUUUUAUUUAUUAGGGGUAAUUCUAAGCGCGCUAAAAAAGCUCAAUAUCGCAGUAGUUUAGCUGCACUGUGAUGUUUCUAAUAUUGCAACCUGCUUGCAGUAAUAUUUCUGAUGUUGCAACCUGCUUGAGACAAUAUUUUUUAUAUUGCAGUGGGCUCGCUAUUAAUUGCUUGGUACUGUUUCUUGCUGAGUGAUUUGUGAAAAUUCUUGGAUGCCAUUGUGUAUUAUUGAUCUGAACUCGGAAAGGUUUUUAGAGUAAAUUAACAGACCGCAUGCAAAGUAUCAUUCAGGGAGACGGAUAGAAGCAAAUGUUUUUGAAUUGUGAUGAGUGCACACCUCACAAUGACAAUAUUUCUUAAUUUUUUGAAAAAAAAAAUCUUGGCACGUAUUUCUCCGCCCAUUUUCGACGACUUGCGUCAGAUAUACCCAACUUCCUUCUUAUCUUUAAUCGCACCCAAAUUACGCAAUUGCUUUCUAAAUCUGUUUUCUCCCGAAGAAGGGAAAAUGCAAAGAAAACUAUUCUUAGUCGUUCAAAAAUGAGAGAAAACGAAAAAAGCCAGAAGGUUUAAUAAACUUCAACAAAAGCAGCAUUCUCCGACCUCUAGGGAUAGGGCAAUGGAAAGAGAUUUCAAAUUUUUACCUCUACUUUACAUUACAUGCUAAUUUAAUUGUUGGUACACCAAAACGUUGAUGUCAUGCAGAAAGAAAACAACAUAAUUUUUAUAAUAGAUAAUUACUUCGACUCAAGUAUCAUUGGAGAGAACGCUAUGACUGUGAGCCUCAGUGAUCAUCCAGUAAACAUUCACGGCAAAUUAACCUAAUGUAUGUAAGUUACAUGCGGGUUCAGGGUUCCCUGCUGAGGGAACUGCCCUUUUUUAUCGCCUGGGGGGAGGGGUGGAGGAUUUUUGGGAUCACAUGGUUUUCAGAGGAAACGGAAGGGGGUGAGUCGUUGCCAGCAGAAUAUAAAGAGGGAGAUGUGGAAAAUUGACUGCCAAUUAUCUGCCAAUGACAGGGAAAUCAAAAGAAUAUUACAGAGCCUUAUGGGGAUUGGGAAAUUUUGUCGUCACAAGAUCAAAAUCCCCCAAACCAACCCCAUCUCACCGCCAAGUGAUGAAUAAAGACAGGUCCUAAGGAAGAGCUGUGAUUGUCAUUUUCGUUGAAUUUUCUGCGCGAUCGGAGGCAGUCGGGAAACUAACCAAAGUAUAAAACAAUUUCAACGUCAAGCGUCAAGCUCUUCACCAACGUUGGACCCAAAAUAGAAAAGUUUAAAGGAGAUGUGUACCCGUGAAGCCAUAUUAACGUCCAUCCGCCAUUACGAAAUAAAUAUGUGCAAUUGAUGUAUACCAUAUAGAAAAAUAACGGUUUCGCGUGCGCUGAUUGGCUAGUUCAUUCUCUGAAUGAGUACUGAGUAGUAAGAUAAUAAUCCCAAAACUGCCUGGUAUCUCUUGUGCAACCGAUAAUGUCUGUCACCAACUUUGAAAUCAGUCGCUAAUUCCUUUAACCCAUUAUUUGGUUUAAGUUACAGUUUUUCUGCCAGAUCGCAGCCAACAGUAAACCUCAAAGGAAGUCGCCAUACCUGUUACCAGAAAAAACAUUAUCAUGAUCUGCGCGUGCUGUUUGACCUCCGAAGAUUCUUCGGAAGACCCGUAUACCGAGACAGCACCCGCCACUAGUAUUGAAAUUAACGAGAGAACCAAGGAAGCAUCAGAAUAUGAAGAGUUAGCGAUGGUGUUCUGCUCUCGUGGUGAAACCGCUGAAGCUAGAGAAUAUUUCGAAAAAGCUCUUGCGAUCAAAAUUGAAAUCGGCGACUCAGAAAGUACAGCUAUGUACUACGUAAAUUUAGGAACUGUGUGCAGGUUCAUUGGAGAAUACGCCGAGGCUAAAGAAUAUUACGAAAAAGCUCUUUCCAUCGCAACUGAAAUUGGCGACAAAGAAGUAGAAGCAUUAUGUUAUCGAAACUUGGGAACUGUGUGCUUUUUCCUUCGUAAAUGUGUCGAGGCUAAAGAACACACUGAAAAAGCGCUUGCGAUUAGAAUUGAAAUUGGCGAUAGAUCGGGUGAAUCAGCAGAUUACGCAAACUUAGGAAUGAUCCAUAAGUCGCUUGAAGAAUAUGUCAGAGCUAAAGUAUGUCUCCAAAAAGCACUUGAAAUCAAAAUUGAAAUUGGCGACCGGAAAGGAGAAGCAACAGAUUGCGGAAAUCUUGGUACUGUGUUCAGCUCACUUGGCGACCAAGUCAAAGCUCAGGAGUACUUUCAGAAAGCACUCGCCAUUGUGAUUGAAGUUGGCGACGAAUCAGGAGAAGCAACAGUUUGCGAAAACUUAAGUGCGGUGUUAUGUUUGCUCAGUGAAUACGCCAAGGCGAAGAAAUAUCAAGAAAAAGCACUUGGGAUCAGAAUCAAAAUCGGCGACAGAGACGGUGAAGCGAGGAAUUACGGAACCCUUGGAAUUGUAUGUAGGUCGCUUGGUGAACUCACAAAGGCUAAAGAUUAUCUCGUAAAAGCAAUUGCCAUCAGGAUUGAAACUGGCGAUAGGAAAGGAGAAGCAACAGAUUACGCAAACUUAGCAACGGUGGCUUGGUCGCUCGGCGAAUACGAUAAAGCUAAAGAAAACAUCGAACAAGCACUUGUGAUCAGUACUGAAAUCGGCGACAGAGAAGGAGAGUCAUCAUAUUACUUAUUCUUAGGAACUGCAUGUCGGUCGCGCGGUGAAUACAUCAGCGCUAAAGAAUUUUUUGAGAAAGGGCUUGCCCUAAGCAGGGAAAUUGGAGACAAAAAAGGAGAAGCAACAAAUAGUGGAAACUUAGGAGGUGUAUUUUUUUGGUUAGGUGAAUACGUCAAGGCUAAAGAAUAUCUAGAAAAAUCCCUAGUGAUCAGAAUUGAAACUGGUGACAAAACAGGUGAAGCAUCAGAUUGUGGAAACCUAGGAACGGUGUUUUGGUGGCUGAAGGAUUAUGUCAAGGCUAAAGAUUAUCUUUUAAAAUCAGUUGCCAUCAGAAUUGAAACUGGCGACAGAAGAGGAGAAGCAUCAGAUAACAGAAAGUUAGGAACUGUAUGUAGGUCGCUUGGUGAGUACGUCGAGGCUAAAGAAUUUCACGAAAAAGCCCUUUCUAUUGGAACUGAAAUUGGCGACAGAAAUGAAAAGGCAUCUGACUUCAGUGGUAUUGCGGGUGCGUCAAGUAGACACUUUGAGGCGGAAGAAUAUUGUGACAAGCCACUUGCGAUUAAAACUGAAACUAAUGGCAGAGGCGAAGAAGCAUCAGAUUACGAAAGCUUAGGAAAUUUGAAUUGCUUGCUAAGUGAAUUUGCCAAGGCUGAAGAAUGUUUCGAAAAAGCCAUUGCGAUCAGAGUUGAAAUCGGUGACAGAGAAGGAGAAGCGUCAAAUUACGGUAACUUAGGAACUGUCUUUGAGACGCUUGGUAACUACGUCAAGGCUAAAGAAUAUCAAGAAAAAGCACUUGCUGUCAUGAUUGAAAUCGGCGACAAAUCAGGCGAAGCAACAGCCUACGGAAAUUUGGCAACAGUGUUGUGGUCAAUAAGUGACUACAAAAUGGCUAAAGAAUAUCAAGAAAAAGCGCUUGCAAUCAGAAUUGAAAUUGGUGACAGAAAGGGAGAAGCAGCGAGUUACGGAAACUUAGGAACAAUUUUCAUUUCGCUCGGUGACCAAGUGAAAGCACAAGAAUAUCUACAAAAAGCUGUUUCCCUCAGAAUUGAAAUCGGUGACAGAGAAGGAGAAGCAACAGAUUAUGGAAAUUUAGGAACUAUGUUUCAAUUUCUUGGUGAAUACGACAAGGCUAAAGAGUGCAUGGAAAGAGCACUGGCCAUUAAAAUCGAAAUCAGCGACAGAGCAGGCCAAGGGAUAGAUUACGGAAACUUAGCAACGGUGUACACCUCUCUUGGCGACUACGUCAAAGCACGAGAAUAUCUCCAAAAAGCCCUUGCGAUCAGAAUUGAAAUUGGCGAUAGAAAAGGAGAAGCAUCAGAUUACGGAAACUUAGGAACUGUGUUUCAUUCGCUCGGUGAAUACGCGGAGGCGAAAGAAUAUAUAGACAAAGCACUUGCGAUUAAAACUAACAUUGGCGACAGGAGAGGAGAAGCAUCAGAUUACGGAAACCUAGGAAAGGUCUAUAUCUCUCUUGGCGACUACGUCAAAGCACGAGAAUAUCUCCAAAAAGCCCUUGCGAUCAGAAUUGAAAUUGGCGACAGAAAAGGAGAAGCAUCAGACUACGGAAACUUAGGAACUGUGUUUCAUUCGCUCGGUGAAUACGUGAAGGCGAAAAGAUAUUUAAACAAAGCACUUGCAAUCAGAACUGAUAUUGGAGACAAGAGAGGAGAAACAUCAGAUUACGAAAACUUAGGAACCGUGUUUAACUCGCUUGGUGAUUACGCUAAAGCUAAAGAGUAUUUCCAAAAAGCACUUGCCAUCACAAUUGAAAUUGGCGACAGAUCAGGUGAAGCAACGAGUUACGGAAACCUUGGAACCCUAUUCAACUCGCUUGCUGACAACUUCAAGGCUAAACAAUGUUUCGAAAAAGCACUAGCAAUCAGUGUGGAAAUUGGUGAUAGAGGAAAAGAAGCAACAUUUUACGGAAAUCUCGGAGCUACUUUUAACUUGAUUGGUGAAAAUUUCAAGGCUAAAGAAUAUCUCCAAAAAGCAAUCGCCAUGAAACUUGAAAUUGGUGACAGAUCAGGUGUAGCAGCAAGUUACGGAAACUUAGCAGCCAUGUUUAGCUCGCUCGGUCAGUACGUCAAGGCUAUAGAAUAUCAAGAAAAAGCACUUGCCAUCAGAAUUGAAAUCGGCGACAGAAAUGGAGAAGCGUUUUCUUACGGAAACUUAGGAACUGUGUUUAGCUCACUUGGAGAACACGCCAAGGCCAAAGAAUAUCACGAAAAGGCGCUUUCCAUCAGAACUAAAAUUGGCCACAGAGCAGGUGAAGCAACAGAUUACGGAAACUUAGGAACAGUGUUUCACUCGCUCGGGGAAUACGUCAAGGCUAUAGAAUUUCAAGAAAAAGCACUUGCCAUCAGAAGUGAAAUUGGCGACAGGAAAGGAGAGGCAUUUUGUUACGGAAACCUGGGAACUGUGUACCACUCGCUUGGCGACAUACUCAAAGCACAAGAUUAUUGCAAGAAUGCGCUCGCCAUCAGAAUUGAAAUUGGUGACAGAGAAGGGCAAACAGCAGAUUAUAUAAAUCUAGGAAACAUUUUUAGAUCGCUCGGUGAUUUUAAAGUUGCGGAAGAAUGUUUGGAAAAGGGAUUGUCCAUAUCCAGAGAUGUUGGAUGUAGUAGAGCGGAGAUGAAAAUCCACCUUGGAUAUGCACUGCUUCAACUUUCUCAAGACAGACUCCAAGAUUCGCUUCUUUCUCUCCAUCAAUGUAUUGAAAAAUAUGAAAUGUUGCGUAAGCAUCUUGGAAUGAAUGAUCAGUUUAAAACAUCGAUUUUGGAGGUUAGUGGUGCAAUUCCUUACGCGAUGUUCAGCGUGUUGCUUUCAGUCAACGGAAAUCCUCGCGAUGCGCUUUAUGUUGAAGAGCUAGGGCGAGCGAGAGGCCUGGCAGAAUUGAUGACAGAAAAGUACUCUGUUGAAACGCACACGUCCGCUGAUCGACAGUCGUGGUCUGGAAUUGAAAACAUUAUGAGAGAAGAAACAAACAGUGCCUGUCUGUACAUUUCCUAUUUUCAAAAUUUUGUGCAUUUGUGGGUCUUGAAAGCAAGUGGAGCCAUUCAUUUCAAAAGAGUAUCAGCCGACAAGGUCUUUGUUCAGUUGGGAUUUGCCGCAGGCUUGACUGUCAGUCAAUUUUUAACUAAUUCGAGUUUCAGACAGAUUGGUGUUUUGCCAGCUAAAGAUUGCGAAGAUCGAUCUUUGAAUGUCGGUGAGCCACAAUCAAUUUCAUUUAAGCAAGAGAACUCAACGGCAUUGCGACUUAUGGAGGAAGACGACGAAAAUUUCACAGAAGAAAAUACCAGUUUGUCAUUAUGCUACAAAAUCUUUGUCGCCCCAGUGGUUGACUUACUCGAGGAGUCUGAAGUCAUCAUUGUACCUCACAGAAGCUUAUGCAAAGUUCCAUUUGCUGCCCUGAGUGUAGAGGGUACAUUUCUGUCGGAAACUCAUAGAAUCCGUACAAUUCCCUCAUUGACGACACUGAAACUAAUUCAAGACAGUCCGGUGCACUAUCAUAGUCAGACUAAUGCACUGAUUGUGGGUGAUCCCAAAGUUGGCUGGGUCAUGUUCAAGGGAGGUAUUCAGUACAUCACCUCAUUACCUAAUGCAAGGAAAGAAGCAGAGAUGAUUGGACGACUGAUGGGCGUAAAGCCUUUAUUAGGAGAGCAAGCGACGAAGCAGGCGGUAAUCGAGAAGAUAAUAUCAGUGAGCCUAAUACAUUUUGCUGCACAUGGCGAUGCUGAAAGAGGAGAAAUCGCCCUUUCCCCAAUUCGUAAUCCUGACAGUCCUGAUAUCACCCCACAAGAAGAAGAUUACCUGUUAACGAUGGCUGAGAUAUCACAAGUUAAAGUUAGAGCCAAACUGGUUGUACUCAGUUGCUGUCACAGUGGAAGUGGACAGAUCAAAGCCGAGGGAAUAAUCGGAAUUGCUCGUGCGUUCUUAGGAUCCGGUGCUCGGUCGGUGUUGGUUGCAUUAUGGGCCAUAUCAGACACAGCAACAGAACAGCUCAUGAAUCGUUUCUAUGAACAUCUUGCUCGUGGAGAUAGCGCCAGUGAAUGUCUUUACCAGGCC